AUGGAAAAGGUCCCAGUGAGAUACCCCCACAGCGUUUAUACAAUUUAUUGCGAUGCAAGAUGCCGUUAUAUACCCUCAUGGUGUUGGUGCUGGUCAGCGAGCAUUGCUCCUGUUGCUGCGCCAUCUUUCCAGGUUCCGGAGCUUCCUAAUCUGACCUCCUUUGACGCCGUCGAAUACUCUCAUGGUGUCUAUGCCGGCCAGCCAGAUGCUUCUGCGGCUGCGCCAACUUUUCAGGUUCCGGAGCUUCCUGAUCUGACCUCCUUUGACGCCGUCGAAUACUCUCAUGGUGUCUAUGCCGGCCAGCAAGAUGCUUCUGCGGCUGCGCCAACUUUUCAGGUUCCGGGGCUUCCUGAUCUGACCUCCUUUGACGCCGUCGAAUACUCUCAUGGUGUCUUUGCCGGCCAGCAAGAUGCUUCUGCGGCUGCGCUAUCUUUCUAG
Messenger RNA from Penicillium paradoxum, 438 nucleotides. RefSeq lists its product as uncharacterized. The record is from RefSeq and is a predicted model, not a curated record. NCBI's taxonomy places the organism in Eukaryota, Fungi, Ascomycota, Eurotiomycetes, Eurotiales, Aspergillaceae. The transcript is spliced from 2 exons. The coding region runs from base 1 to 438 and encodes 145 amino acids.